This is a messenger RNA of Purpureocillium takamizusanense, 1086 nucleotides long. RefSeq lists its product as uncharacterized. The record is from RefSeq and is a predicted model, not a curated record. The coding region runs from base 194 to 1048 and encodes 284 amino acids. The transcript is spliced from 2 exons. NCBI's taxonomy places the organism in Eukaryota, Fungi, Ascomycota, Sordariomycetes, Hypocreales, Ophiocordycipitaceae.
CAGCGCUUGACGCCCGCCCGUUGUGGAAGACAAGACAACGGGCACUACCACCUUCACUCCCACUCAUGCCAUUGUCGACCGCCCCUCCUCACGCGUCAGCCGUCACGCACCCACGGAGCAGCCAUCUCAAACUCCGCGCUCCACUCCCUCACUUAUUAUCACGUAGUCUUAUACACCGCGCAACAACAUCGCCAUGGCCCGCUUCCGCCUCACCGAGGCCCUCAUCGCCUCCGACCCGGACGGCUUCCGGCGCGCCACCCAGUCCCCCUUCCUGCGCAACGCCGCCCGCGGCGCCGUGCCCAAGGACGUCCUCGGCCGCUGGCUCGCCAACGACCGCCUCUACAUCCACGGCUACAUCCGGGGCAUCGGCCGCCUGCUGAGCUUCCUCGCCCUGCCCGAGACGGUGCCGGAGCGGCGGCGGGGGGGGCCACACGCCGCUACAGGCAAGGACGCCAAGGCAGAGGCGGACGGCGAGGACGACGACGACGGCGAGGACACGCCGCCCACGCGGCUGCUGGCCUGGAUGAUCGACGCCCUCGUCAACAUCCGCCGCGAGGAGCGCUUCUUUGUCGACACGGCGCACGAAUUCGGCAUCGCCGUCAACCUCCCCACCUCGGCGGACGGACGCGUCCCCGACGAGGCCAAAAUCGAGGGCCUGCGCCGCUUCGAGGCCCUCUUUGCCGGCCUGGCGCCCGGGCAGGGCGACGUCCUGCCGUGGCUCGAGUGCGCCGUCGUCUUCUACGGCACGGAAAAGUGCUACCUCGAUGCGUGGGCCUACGCCAAGGGUCUGCUCCGGGAUGACAGCGGCGCUGACCCGGCCGCGGACGCCGACGGGGGCGCCCUGAGAAAAGAGUUCAUCCCCAACUGGACGUCCGAGGAGUUUGUCGAGUUUGUGGACGAGCUCGGGGACCUCAUCGACGCGGCUGUGGACGAUGAGAUACGCCGGGGCGGCGAGGGGGUCAAGCAGGAGCUGCUCCAACGGUCAUUGAUCAAGUGGCGGGAAAUACUGGCUGCGGAACAGCCGUUUUGGCCCGCCAUGGAGGGAUAGUUGUCAUAGGGGCUCAUUUAAUUCGUGUUAUCAUGCAG